Chlamydomonas reinhardtii is the source of this 650-nucleotide messenger RNA. RefSeq lists its product as uncharacterized. The transcript is spliced from 2 exons. Bases 30 to 632 code for a protein of 200 amino acids. Lineage: Eukaryota; Viridiplantae; Chlorophyta; Chlorophyceae; Chlamydomonadales; Chlamydomonadaceae. The record is from RefSeq and is a predicted model, not a curated record.
CCAGCGCCGCGCAGCGUCAGGCUGCGGCCAUGGCCAACUUGGCGGUGCGGGAGGAGCGGGCAGCUGCCGCAGCGGCCAGCCACAAUGCCCGCGCUGCACUGAUGGAGGAGCAUGGGGAGCGGGGCACUCGCUGGUUCCAUCGGCAGGCUGACGAGCCAGCAGCCGGCGCGCAGGAGCCCAUCACGCACUUGAAGGUGCCGGGGCAACCGGCGCCUGUGGCGCUCACGGGGCCGGGCACGCACAACACUGUCUCCGCAGCCGCCGCAGCCAUGUACAGCAGCACCAGCCCCACCGGCCUGUUCCGCGUGCAGCCGAGCGAGGGGUCCGGUGACGGCGCCCUCAGUGAUGCCGAGCUGAUGGCAGCGCUGGCUGGCUCCGCCAAUGGUAAAGCACCUGGGUCGGACGGGGUUCCGUACGAGGUGUACAAGGUCUUCUGGGCACUGCUGGGCCCGCGCUUGUGUGCUGCUGCUGCCGCUGCCUUUGUUGCCGCUGCAGACGCCCACGAUGGCGGCGAAAUGGCGGCGGCGCUGCCUGCUUCCUGGCGGGAGGGCAUCAUUACGCUCAUCUACAAGGGCAAAAGCCUGGACCGCGCCGAGCUGGCGGCCUACCGGCCCAUCACGCUUUUGUUUUGAGGAAUCAUCCUUACAAGG